Messenger RNA from Triticum dicoccoides, 2370 nucleotides. RefSeq lists its product as uncharacterized. NCBI's taxonomy places the organism in Eukaryota, Viridiplantae, Streptophyta, Magnoliopsida, Poales, Poaceae. The record is from RefSeq and is a predicted model, not a curated record. The transcript has 2 exons. Bases 1 to 936 code for a protein of 311 amino acids.
AUGGACCAGUUCCACGACAGGCAUCACGUGCGGCUGCGGAGCUGCGUGCUCCGCACGUACCUCCACGCCGACCACGACGGGGAGCGCGUCUCCCUCAGCCGGCGCCGUGACUCGCUGAACACGGCGUGGGUGGUGCACAUCCACCAACUCGCCGACGGCCCGUACCUGCUCCUCCACAGCGCCGCCUACGGCCGCUACCUCGGCACCACGUUCAAGCCGGCGCCGCUCGGCCGCCACGGCUGCCGCACCGAGCAGCGCGACUACGACGACGAGCAGGACUUGAUGACCGUCAUGUGGAAGGCCGCCAGGGCGGGCUUCCGUGACAUCGUCCUGCUCCGCAGCGUCGCCGGCCGCUACCUCCGCGCCAACGGCAGGUACCUCCCCUGGAACACCGGUGUGACCGUCGACAACAAGGUCAGCGCCCUGAUGUACUGGACCGUCGAGCCCAUCCCCGCCAGAGAGGGUCCGCCUGGCCUCAAAGGCCCGAUUCACACCCCCAGCCCCGGAUACCACUCCCUCAUGCUCUGGCGCAAUCCGGUGGUGUCACGGCUGAUCCGGUUCAUGCUGUCCGAUCCCAACGGCCCCAUCUACACCCAGCACUGCUGGACCACGUUCCGGUUUAGGGGGAGGUCCGUGUUCCACCUGAGGGACGAGGUGGCCAGGCGCAUCGCCUUCGUCCUGGACGGGCGUCAGUCCUUCGACCUCGUAAUGUGCGUCCGAGCGGGCCGCCAGGGGCGUCUGACCCCACUCGUCGUCGACCUGCCCAGCAGCGGCUACGGUGAGACCCUCUGGAUUGUCGUCUUCAUGUCCUGGACCCCAGGUGAGAGCCACUCUCCGUGUCCUAACUUCCUAAUGAUCUCCUUCGUAAUGGUGGCAACAAGUGAACCUGUAAUCUUGACUCAAUUUACUAUGCGCGAUGUACAGAUUUUGGUUUAAAUGCCAUGAUCUUUUAGGUUUUAUUUUCUUUGUUAUAGGUGCUUGAUCAGUUUCCUGAAAAUGUUAUAGUCUGAGAAAAAGUUUACUGAAAUUGUUGUAGUCUAGAAAAACAGUUAUCUGAAACUGUUAGGAGUUGGUAAUUGUGGGCAACUGUUGUAGUCUUGUAUGUAGAUAUAAGUAAAGGAUGGUUAUUGGGGGGGAACAGAUCAUUCCAUAACAUGUUUACGCACAACCUAGAUAUGGGAAAGCAUUGGUUUCAUACUAUUCUCCUCGUUUCAGAUAAUUCAGUACCUCCAUUUGGUACUAUUUUUUGCCAUCAGUAAAAAAAACUAGUGUAAAGCUAUUGAAAAUUAUAUAACUUAAGAAGCCAAAUCAGCUCAUUAAUCUCUUUUCAGCCUUAGCAGAGAAGACUGAAAUAUCCUUCUGAUUUCGCCUGUUUUACUUGGGUUGAAUAACCUCUGAGCAAAAUUGAGGUUCAUACAUUACUAAAUUAUUAAAUCUAGUUCUACAUAUCGUAUUGUUUUCUGGUUUUGCACAUGAGCUGUAUUUCUAGUCUUGUAUUUUUUUUAUAAACUCUGAGAUUUGGAUUGCUGAUUUGCUUCAUACAAAUAUUCUUUGGCGAGAAAUAUUUUGGUGGUCUUGAAAUCAUGUAUUGCAGAAUGCACAGAUAUUUGGAGGAGGUUUGGAGUCUUACUGCAGCUGCAGCGGAGUGCUAAACUAAUCAUUCUUGGUAAAAGGAUUCUAUGAUAGUAGGUUUUAUUAGGACUUUGGAACUUGUCUGAAAAGUAAAAGUAGUUGAAUGGAAAUAUUAGGCGCCAUGUGGACUUAACAGUUUGUGCAUACAUGGCAAAACGUGGUCUGAAGCUAGUAGAAACUGCUGGUUCUACAUCACUGUUCUUGAUUCAGAUAAUUCAGUUUGUCCAUUACGUAACAUUUGCACUAGUUGAAAUUAUGAGACCUAAGAGGAAAAUCAUUUUGUAACAUAUGCCGCUCCUUGCACAUUAUACUGUUUCAGGUUUUGUCCUAUUGAUCUUGUUUGUUAUUUGGUCUUCGGCCUAACUGACUCAUUAUUUCUGCUAAUUCAGCUUAUGAUGUACUGCGACACCCAGAUGUCAACGCAGAGUAGAGAAAGAUCAGAGGAGGAGUCCUGUCAGUUCACCUCUUUAGAUGUUUCGCCGCCUCAGACACGAUGACAGCAGAUCUGGACCCGCACUUUUGCAUGUAGAUAGAUAUAGGUUCAGAAAACUCAGCAGCUCUCAAGUUUCUUCUGCUAGCUAAAACUUGCUCCGUUCUCUUGACAGUACAGGCCGAACCUGUCUGUUUUGGCCUUGCGGUUUUAUGAUUCAGAACUGCUGAAAGCGUUGCGUCCAGUGGUUGUAGUAGUCCUCAGGGUGUCGUUCUUAAGCAAUUCAUUCAUCUUUAUGAUGUGGUUGG